Messenger RNA from Achroia grisella, 2184 nucleotides. RefSeq names its product dihydropyrimidinase (gene CRMP). Bases 124 to 1881 code for a protein of 585 amino acids. The transcript is spliced from 14 exons. Gene Ontology annotation, biological process: pyrimidine nucleobase catabolic process. Lineage: Eukaryota; Metazoa; Arthropoda; Insecta; Lepidoptera; Pyralidae. Gene Ontology annotation, molecular function: dihydropyrimidinase activity. Gene Ontology annotation, cellular component: cytoplasm; cytosol. The record is from RefSeq and is a predicted model, not a curated record.
UCGUCGAUAGUGUUUAAUAGUGGUGCGUACAUAAAAAGAUCGACAAAUUAAUACCGCGCUCCGGUAAUAAAUCGGAUUUUUAAGAACAUCGUGUGAGUGAAUUUGUGAUUGGAUUUCGUGACAAUGGCUAGCGCUCCAGUAAAGAAAGUGCCUAUACAUUUGCAGAGUUCCCAAAAUCGGCUGCUAAUCAAGAAUGGCCGUGUUGUCAACGAUGAUGGAAUGGAAGACGCCGACGUGUACAUCGAGGAUGGCGUCAUCAAGCAAGUGGGUCGGAACCUCAUCAUCCCUGGUGGUACCCGCACCAUCGAUGCCACGGGAAAACUGGUGAUGCCUGGAGGUAUCGAUCCCCACACUCACUUCGAGCUCGAGAUGAUGGGGGCCAAGAGCGUGGAUGACUUCUACAAGGGCACCAGGGCUGCUGUGGCCGGUGGUACCACUACUGUCAUCGACUUCGUUCUACCUAAUAAAGGCCAAUCUCUAAUAGAAGCAUACAACAAUUGGCGCCAAAAAGCCGACGGAAAGGUAUGCUGCGACUACGCUCUCCACGUAGGCGUAACCUGGUGGUCUCCCUCCGUCAGGAAUGAGAUGGAAAUGCUCACCAAUGAUCAGUAUGGCGUCAACUCAUUCAAAAUGUUCAUGGCGUACAAAGAUGCAUGGAUGCUGAAUGACUACGAACUGCAGUGCGCUUUGGAGGCCUGCACCGAGUUGCAGGCUUUGGCUCAGGUCCACGCUGAGAAUGGAAACAUUAUAGCCCGCAACUGUGAGAAGCUGCUGGCAGCAGGAGUAACAGGCCCUGAAGGUCACCCGCGGUCGCGAGAUGAAGAAGUAGAGGCUGAGGCCGUGAACAGAGCCUGUGUUAUCGCUAACCAGGCGAACUCUCCUCUCUACAUAGUGCACAUAAUGUCCAAGAGUGCUAUACAAGCGCUGCAGAAUGCAAGGACCAGGCAGAGACCGCCGCUGUACGGAGAAACCCUUGCUGCCACUGUUGGUACCGAUGGUAGUCACUAUAGGAACGCGUGCUUCCGUCACGCGGCUGCUCACGUGCUGUCCCCCCCUCUGCGGGCUGACCCCUCCACUCCUCAAGCCAUAGUUGAGGCACUCGCCGAUGAUAGCUUACAAGUGAUUGGAAGUGACAACUGUACUUUCCACGAGAAAGACAAGGAAUUGGGGAAAGGCAACUUUACGAAGAUACCAAACGGUGUCAACGGGGUUGAAGACCGGAUGGCUAUAUUGUGGCAGAAAGCAGUCAAUACCGGCGUCAUGGAUCCGUGCCGCUUCGUGGCGGUGACCAGUGCUAACGCUGCGAAGAUCUUCAACCUGUGGCCGCAGAAGGGUCGCGUUGAAGCUGGUUCAGAUGCCGAUGUCGUGGUCUGGGAUCCACGCUUGCAGCGGACCAUCUCUGCUGCCACUCAUCAUCAGGCUGUCGACUUUAACAUCUUCGAGGGUCAAGAAGUAGUAGGGAGCCCGCAGUACGUGAUUGUCAACGGGCGUGUAUGUCUGGACGACGGACAACUGAGGGUUGCUGAAGGAUUCGGAAAAUUCCUGAAAACACCAGUGAACUGUCCGUACGUGUAUGGACUUCCAGAGCCUGGUACCCCGCCGCUAGAUGAGCCUCCGUCCCCGGAUGUGCCCUCUCCAGCUCAUGUCAGUAACGGAGGCUCCCACUCGCCCGAUCUGAAGCUGUUGAACAAGCACCUGGAGGGAGUGUCGGUGACAUCAUCAGGCUGCAGUACGCCCACCGGCCGCAAGAUGCGCGAGCCCGGACAGCGUGACCUGCAGAACUCCACCUUCUCCAUCAGUAAAGAGGUCGAGGGUCUGGAUACAAAGACAUCAGUACGUGUGAGGAACCCACCUGGUGGCAAGUCCUCAGGCCUCUGGUAAUCUGUCAGCUGUUAGCACAGAUGACGCUUCAGCGUAGCAAAGUCACACGUGGAAAUAAUUAAACGAGUAUGUAUAAAUUCCCGCCAAAACCAAACCAUAGACAAUGCUAUUUUUGUUCGUAAAACUAUUAAAACGUGACCAAGUGGUACUGAGAUGAUGUCUGAUUGACCAAGAAAUUAUAAUGUUCAAUAUGACAAUUUUUAAUAAAACAUUUUUGUUUUUUAUUGUCUAUUUUACAAAGGAAUAAAAAGUAUGUAAGAGUACUUUUUAAUUAGGUAUGUCAAAUAAGUUUAAUUUUAACCA